Acanthosepion pharaonis is the source of this 1287-nucleotide messenger RNA. NCBI's taxonomy places the organism in Eukaryota, Metazoa, Mollusca, Cephalopoda, Sepiida, Sepiidae. The record is from the annotation of a GenBank genome assembly.
AUGCUCCCACUGGUCCUCUUUCUUUAUUAUAUACCCUCUUGGCCCUCUUUCCUCAUUAUAUGCACUCCUGACCCUUCCUAUAUUAUAUACCCUCCUUCGACAUUAAUACCCACCUGGCUCUCCUUCCUCAUUAUACACCCUUCUGACCCACUUUCUUUAUAUCCUCUCCUGGUCCUCCUUCCUAAUUAUAUACCCUCUCUGGCUUCCCUUCUUCAUUAUAUACCCUCUUUCCUCAUUAUAUACCCACCUCAUUCUCCUUCGUCAUUAAUACCCACCUGGCUCUUCUUCCUCAUUAUACACCAUCCUGGCCCACUUUCUUUAUAUACCCUCCUGGCCCUCCUUCUUCAUUAUAUACCCUCCUCUGACUCCCCUCCCUCAUUAUAUACUCUCCUGGCACUUUUCUAUAUAUCCCCUCCUGGCCCGUCUUCUUCAUUAUAUAACCUCCUCUGGCUCCCCUUCCUCGUUAUAUACCUUCCUGGUCCUCCUUUCUCAUUAUACACCCUCCUGGCUCUCUUUCUUCAUUAUAUCCCCCCCUGGCCCUCUUUUCCCAUUUUAUGUCCUCCUAGUCCUCGUUCUUCAUUAUAUAUACCCUCCUGUCCCUCCUUCGUCAUUAAUACCCGCCUGGCUCUCCUUCCUCAUUAUACACCCUCCUGGUCCACUUUCUUCAUUAUACACCCUCCUGGCCCACUUUCUUCAUUAUAUACCCUCCUCUGCCUCCCUUUCCUUAUUAAUACACUACUGGCUCUCCUUCCUCAUUAUAUCUCAUUCUGGCCCUCUUUCCUCAUUUUUUACCCUCCUGGCCCUCCUUCCACUAUUACAUGCCUUCCUGGCUUUCUUUCUUCAUUAUAUACCCUCCUGUACCUCUUUCUUCAUUAUAUACCCUCCUGUACCUCUUUCUUCAUUAUAUGUCUUACUGGCGCGCCUUCCUCAUUAUAUCUCCGCCUGGCCCGUCUUUCCUCAUUAUAUCCCCGCCUGGCCCCUCCUUCCUCUAUUAUAUGCCUUCCUGGCCCUUCUUACUCAUUAUGUACCCUCGUGGCCUUUCUUCGUUAUUAUAUACCCUUCUGGCUCUCCUUCCUCAUUAAUACACUACCGGCCCUCCUUACUCAUUAUGUACCCUCCUGGCCCUUCUUCGUUAUUAUAUACCCUACUGGUCGUCGUUCUUUAUUAUAUACCCAUCUGGCUCUCCUUCCUCACUAUAUACACUUCUGGCCUUCUUUCUUCAUUAUAUGCCCUCCUCUCUCUCUUUCCUCUUUAUAUGCCCUUCUUGCUCAUUUAUGCUCCAUAUAG